Seriola dumerili (greater amberjack) is the source of this 3690-nucleotide messenger RNA. It is a transcript of the gene lats2, whose product is annotated as large tumor suppressor kinase 2. Gene Ontology annotation, molecular function: protein binding; ATP binding; protein serine/threonine kinase activity. Gene Ontology annotation, cellular component: nucleus; spindle pole. The transcript has 8 exons. Gene Ontology annotation, biological process: G1/S transition of mitotic cell cycle; peptidyl-serine phosphorylation; regulation of organ growth. Lineage: Eukaryota; Metazoa; Chordata; Actinopteri; Carangiformes; Carangidae. The coding region runs from base 45 to 3563 and encodes 1172 amino acids. The record is from RefSeq and is a predicted model, not a curated record.
UGUUUCCCUUUUAGAGUAGGUGCCUGGCCUUGGGCACUGAGGCCAUGAGGCCAAAGACUUUCCCGGCUGCCCCGUACGUGGGCAACACGCGCCAGAGGCUUCAGGAGAUCAAGGAGGGCCUGAAGCAGCCGGCCAAGCUGGUGAGCCAGGCUCUGCACGGAGGCAGCUCCCGCACCGACGGCGGCAGAGGGGCCGACUGCAAGAGCGGGAAGGACACGGCCAGCCGACAGCAGCAGCUCCGACCCCCGCAGAAGUUCAACAACUACCAGAAUGCCCUGCGGGAAAUCCGCAAGUCACUCAUGCCCUUUGCCAACGAGUCGGGUCCAUCGUCCGGGUCGGGACACCCUGCCGGCGCCGGGGAGGUGAACCGGCAGAUGCUGCAGGAGCUGGUCAACGCCGGCUGUGACCAGGAGAUGGCGGUGCGGGCGCUGAAGCAGACAGGAAGCAGGAACAUCGAAGCGGCCUUAGAGUACAUCAGCAAAAUGGGUUACCUUGACCCCCGCAAUGAACUCAUUGUCCGUGUCAUCAAGCAGACUUCACCAGGAAAAGCUGGCAUGCCAAAUGGAAUGGACCACCGGCCUGCGUUGGAGGCUUCAGGUGAGGCAGGUGCCAUGCCUCCAUACCAUCAGAUGGGAGCUCCGAUGUAUGAGGGGGCGGGAUACGGCCCUGAGGGUGAGAUGCCCAGGCCCUACAUGAGUGCUCCCCCUGUUAUGAACUACAUGAUGCCCCCAUCUGGUGCAGCACAAGGCCCUGCCAUGGGAAACCCAAUGGGUCGACCUCCCAGUAUGGGCACCUAUCCACCAGUGAUGGCCACCCAGAGCAACCCAGCCAACACCAUGUACCCUCCAGGGGCCCAGCAGAAAGGCUACCCCGGGAGCAUGGAGCAGCACGGGCCCAUUAUGAGCUACAACGUCCCCGGCCAGCCUCUGCAACUCCAGCCACAGCCACCAGGGGGCCCUGUCCCAGGUCCCCACUAUGACUACGGUCAUGCCAGGCCGCACAUGAUGGAGCCUGCAGGCUAUGGUGUUAAGAGGACCCCCUCCUUCCAGAACAAGAUGGCACCGCCCCCCAUGGCGCCGCCAGACAACUACGUCAACAUGCAGGGGAAAGGGGCCAUGGGUCAGAACGGGCCAGGAGGAGGCGGGGGAGGGUAUCCUGCCAACCUGUACCUGCCCCCUCACUCCCACCCUCGACAGGCCAGCCCCACGUCCCACCAGGUCCACAUGAUGUCCCGUUCCCCAGGUGGGGUGGCAGCCAUGGGCCCCGACUUCUCAGAUCUGCCACAGGGCUUGAUGACACCAUCCAGGGCCAGCCUCAACCUGGACCUGUAUGAGCACCACUGGGCGGGGCCUCCAGGCCCUGAAGGGGCCCCUCCAGCCAGGCAGCCCCAGCCCCAGGGCCCAUUCAGGGGGGAGGUGCGUGUCCCAAGCAGAACCAACUCCUUCAACAGUCGAUCCGCGGGGCCCAACGGUGUCCGGCCUGCGAUGGCUGCACCUCCUACAGCUGGAAAACAGGACCCCUCAUUGGGCCCACCCAACACCAUCACAGCUGUCACAUCCCCGCCCAUUCAACAGCCGGUCAAGAGUAUCCGUGUGAUGAGGCCAGAGCCCAAGACAGCUGUGGGACCGUGUCACCCCGGCUGGAUGACUGCUCAGGCCCAGGAUGCAGCAGAGCCUCUGGCCUACAUGCCAGAGGAGACUUACCCCCUUGAGCCUGCUCAGGAGCCACGCUGCCCGCCACCACCUUACCCCAAAAAUCUGCUCAUGUCCGGGGCAGCUGGCGAACCAGGGGCCCUGGAAGGACCCGGAGCCAUGUGUGGAGCUCAGGACCUCAGCAACCCUACUGCCAGAAGCACACACAACGGCAGUGGAGGGAGUGGAAAGGGAGAGGAGAGCCAGCAGGUGAAGGAGAAGACGAAGAUGGGGAAGGGAGAGAAAACGGUGAAAGACAAGAAGCAGAUCCAGACGUCACCCGUUCCGGUGAGGAAGAACGGACGCGACGAGGAAAAGAGGGAGUCGCGCAUCAAGACCUACUCACCUUUCGCCUUCAAGUUCUACAUGGAGCAGCACAUAGAGAAUGUGAUGAAGACCUACCAGCAGAAACUCAACCGCAGGCUUCAGCUGGAACAAGAGAUGUCCAAGGCCGGUCUGUCGGAAGCGGAGCAGGAACAGAUGAGGAAGAUGCUGAACCAGAAAGAGUCCAACUACAACAGGCUACGCCGCGCUAAAAUGGACAAGUCUAUGUUUGUCAAAAUCAAGACUUUGGGCAUAGGUGCCUUUGGCGAAGUGUGUCUCACGCGUAAAGUGGACACCUGCGCACUGUAUGCCAUGAAAACACUUCGCAAGAAAGAUGUCCUCAACCGCAACCAGGUGGCCCACGUGAAAGCGGAGCGUGACAUCCUGGCGGAGGCGGACAACGAGUGGGUGGUGCGCCUCUACUACUCCUUUCAGGACCGCGACAGCCUCUACUUCGUCAUGGACUACAUCCCCGGAGGAGACAUGAUGAGCCUGCUCAUCCGAAUGGGCGUCUUCCCCGAGCCCCUGGCGCGCUUCUACGUGGCGGAGUUGACGCUGGCCAUCGAGAGCGUCCACAAGAUGGGCUUCAUCCACCGCGACAUCAAGCCGGACAACAUCCUCAUCGACCUGGACGGACACAUCAAGCUGACAGACUUUGGUCUGUGCACGGGCUUCCGCUGGACGCACAACUCCAAGUACUACCAGAAAGGAAGUCACGUCAGACAGGACAGCAUGGAGCCCAGUGACUUCUGGGACGACGUGUCCAACUGUCGCUGUGGCGAUCGGCUGAUGACACUGGAGCAGCGCGCCAACCGGCAGCACCAGCGCUGCCUGGCUCACUCCUUGGUGGGAACACCGAACUACAUUGCACCUGAGGUUCUGCUGCGCAAAGGUUACACCCAGCUGUGUGACUGGUGGAGCGUGGGAGUAAUCCUGUUUGAGAUGCUGGUGGGACAGCCGCCCUUCCUGGCUCCCACACCCACCGAGACUCAGAUUAAGGUCAUUAACUGGGAGAGCACACUGCAGGUGCCCGCCCAGGUCAAACUGAGCCCCGAGUCUGUCGAUAUCAUCGGUCGCCUCUGCUGCUCCGCAGAGGAUCGGCUGGGCGCCAACGGUGCCGGCGAGAUCAAGGCCCACCCCUUCUUCACCCAGACGGACUUCUCCAGCAAUCUACGGCAGCAACCGGCGCCCUACCGGCCCAAGAUCGCCCACCCAAUGGACACGUCCAACUUUGACCCCGUGGAGGAGGAGGGCGGUCCCGGGGCGUGGAGUGACAGCGGGGACAGCACCCGUGCUUUGGACACGCUCUGUUCCCCGCAUGGGAAGCACCCGGAGCACGCCUUCUACGAGUUCACCUUCCGCAGGUUCUUCGACGACAACGGCUGCCCCUUCCGCUACCCUAAACCGCUCGAGGCCAGCGAGGCGCCGCUAAGCAUCACCGGAGCCGGCGGCAUGGGCCCGGAGGAGGAGGAGGAACAAGAAGAGGAGGAGGAGGAGGAAGAGGAUGAUGAAGAGGAGGGAGAGCAGGGUGAGCCGGUGUACGUCUAGAGCUGCAGACUGAUACUCCUUCCUGAGCAGCGUGCGUCUCGACCCCUCCCACCUACCACGGCUCUUCUUCUCUGUAUGUGUCUGUGUGUGUUAAUGCAUAUCUGGCAUGUGUGAUUGUUAAAGCUGC